Molecule: messenger RNA, 422 nt
Organism: Prorocentrum cordatum
Lineage: Eukaryota; Dinophyceae; Prorocentrales; Prorocentraceae
Source: the annotation of a GenBank genome assembly
GCGCGCUGGAGAGGGAAGAGCACGCAGACAAAGCGAAACAACGGCGCGGCGAACCUGGGGUCACCCGCGCGCACGUCAGAGCAACGUUCUUCGACGAGCUGGCAAACCUGAUUACCGCGCCGCAGCCGUAUCUAGAGACCCCAAAGCACUGCGCCGUGGUGACCAGAGUCAUAGACCAUGAUUUGUUCGGGGACAUCCCGCCCUGCGCCGAGGCGCGCGUCUUCUUCAACGCGUUGGCGAUGAGUCCAUGGACCAGCGAGCGCGAGGACAAUAUCAACCAGAAGCGCCAGGGGGAGGGCAGAGACCGCAUCGAGCUGCAGCAGAUUCAGGUCUGCCAUCCCCGCACGGCGACGCACGUGGCCAUCGCGAACAACGGGGGCCAGGCGAUCGGGGGCGCCGCUUCCGACGGCCCUCGAGCGCAG